Priceomyces carsonii is the source of this 1983-nucleotide messenger RNA. RefSeq names its product allantoinase (gene DAL1). Gene Ontology annotation, biological process: purine nucleobase catabolic process. Gene Ontology annotation, cellular component: cytoplasm. The coding region runs from base 1 to 1983 and encodes 660 amino acids. The record is from RefSeq and is a predicted model, not a curated record. Gene Ontology annotation, molecular function: allantoinase activity. The transcript has a single exon. NCBI's taxonomy places the organism in Eukaryota, Fungi, Ascomycota, Pichiomycetes, Serinales, Debaryomycetaceae.
AUGUCUAGAGCUUUGUCUUCCACAAGAGUGUUGAUUGGUGAUGAAAUCAUUCCUGCAACUUUGAUAUUCUCUAUCGAAUCUGGGAAAAUAUUACAAAUCGAAAGAAAAGUAUUGCAAAAAAGUGAUCCACUCUUGAGGCUUUAUAAUGUAUUGCCAAAAGAUUACCGAAAUGUUACACCUUUAGUAAUUAUGCCUGGGAUUGUCGAUGCGCAUGUACACUUAAACGAGCCUGGAAGAACUGAAUGGGAAGGUUUUGCAACUGGAACUCAAGCAGCAGCUUCGGGUGGUGUCACUACGGUUAUUGACAUGCCAUUGAACGCCAUACCGCCUACAACCACUGUUGCCAACUUUAACCUUAAAAUUUGUGCUGCGAAAGGUCAAACUUGGGUUGACGUUGGGUUUUGGGGAGGUUUGGUUCCUGAUAACUUGGAGUCGUUGAAACCUUUAAUCUCUAUGGGUGUUAGGGGUUUUAAAGGAUUUUUGAUUGACAGUGGAGUUGAAGAGUUUCCAGCAAUCGAUGGGAAUUACAUAUUGCAAGCUAUGAAAGAAGUUGAGAAUUUAUCCACAUUACUCAUGUUUCACGCUGAGAUGCAACCCAAUAUGAAUGAAGGGCCGGCACUCACUGUAAAAGAAAGUGCAAAUACCAGUCCUAAACUAGUGGUAAAUGAAAAGCGAGCUAAUUUUUCACUAGCUGAUGAAGAUGAAGAUAGCUCGACUAGAACCUUGAAGGAUGAGAGUUCCUCUCAAACCACUAAAGAUCGAUCACUGGCUUCAGUGGCUAGAGAUUCCUUGAGCACUGCAAAGACUCAUACUGAUGAUAAGCUUAAAGCCUUGAGUACUGAUCUUGAUGAAUUUAGCUUAGGGAUGUCGGCAUCCUUCAUUAAUAGAGCCCCAAAGCCCGUUGUGGACUUAUUGAACUCUUCGAAGUGUGGCCAUGAUGAUGAACAUGAACAUUGCAGAUUGCCUCAUAACCAUGCAGGAUCUAUCGAUCAUAAUGUUUUAAGCGAUGAACAAGCUAAAGCAUUAGCAAAGUCUCCAAUUUUAGCAGCAUCGGAACCGAGAUUUGGUAAGUAUGCUAGAAUAGCUCACAGAAAGUAUGAUCUGUCUCCAUUUGUGGAAGCAAUGCGUGAAGAUCAACUAUAUAAGGAUGACAGCUCAUUUGAUACUCCUUUACUUUUAGCUCAGCAAGAAGAUUCUACGUUGGCAAAUGUCGAUGCAACGUCUUAUGCUACCUUCUUGGCGUCAAGACCAGAUAAUUUUGAGACAACAGCAAUUGCAGAAAUCAUACAUUGCUCAACAAAAAUACCCACGGUACCAUUGCACAUAGUUCAUCUAGCAACACAUGAGGCUAUUCCUCUCAUAAGAGCUGCAAAGUCUAGAAACUUGCCAAUCACAGCUGAGACGUGUUUUCACUAUUUAUCGUUAAGCGCAGAGAAAAUUUCAAGUUGUUCAACUCAUUUUAAAUGUUGUCCCCCUAUUAGAACAGACGAUAACAGGAAGCUCUUAUGGAGAGCCUUAAGAAAUAACAUUAUAACCACUGUUGUUUCAGACCAUUCACCUUGCACUCCAGAACUUAAAGGUUUGGACAAAGGUGAUUUCUUCUCUGCUUGGGGGGGUAUCUCAUCUGUUGGGUUUGGAUUGCCAAUUUUAUACACCGAAGGAACCAAACUUGAUCCUCCUGUGACAUUGCAGGAGAUAAGUAAGUGGUGUUCACUUAAUACAGCCAAGCAAGUGGGGUUAGAGCAUAGAAAAGGUAAAAUAGACGUUGGGUAUGAUGCCGAUCUCUUAUUAUUUAAUCCAGACGUAAAUUACGUUGUACAAAACUACAAAACUUUUUUUAAGAAUAAGUUAACAGCCUAUGAUGGUAUGGAAUUUAAAGGGAGAGUCAUGGAAACAAUUGUAAGAGGAAAUUCAGUAUUUGCGUUGGGUAAAGGUCAUUCUGACAUCCCCUUAGGAACAUUGUUAUUAGAGCCUAGAACUUAG